UUCCGAGGAAAAACCGGGAAAUUCCAACCUCCAGUGGGGUGCCACGAGUGCCAACCCCCAUCCUGCACCCCAAACCCCUCCCUAGAGCUGGCACAAACCCCGGGAGCGGCUGGAAAGGUAAUUCCUAAUUAAUUUCAUUUGUCCUGCCAAGAAAACUGAUGGUUUCCUGCUGGAGAAAUUGUGGCUUUUCCCGGCAGAGCCGUUCCCUGUUUUCCGCCGGGUGCCAGGGUGAGGAGGGCAGGGCGGCUCUGGGGCACCUCUUAUCUCCUGCCCGCACUCCUCAGCUCAUUUUUGGGGGAGCUGAGGCGGGGAGAGAGGAGAAAAGUCACCCCUGAGCACCUCCUGACCCUGAGUGGCCACUGAAUUAUUUAGUGGCCACCCCAAAGACCCCCCAAAAUCGGAGGAGCCUGGUGAGGAAUUCAGCAUGGGCAACUGUAUCCCCGUGACCCCCGGCAUCCUGGAGACCCCGGGCACGCUGGACCUGGAGGAAAUCAUGGGCGACAUCUCCUCCUACAACGACACUUACAUCAACGCCACCUUCUUGGACUACGAUGCCACCCCGUGCCACAACCACUUCUGUCCCCUCUUCCAGCGCGUAGCUCCCCCUUUCCUGGCCACCACCACCGCCACGGCCACUCUGACCAUUGUCACCUUGCUGGUGGCUCUGUCCAAGCGUCCCCACGCGUGGCAGUGGCCGCGGAGCCGCGCUUUGGUGGCACAGCUGGCACUGGGCACUGCGCUGUUCGCUGCUCCUCUACCAGCGCUGGCCGCGGGCGUGGCGUGGGGUUGGCACCUUGGCACGGCGUUUUGUCGCCUCUGUCACCUCCUGUGGCACUGGAGCGUGUUCUCCCAAGCUCUGCUGGUGGCCAGCGGUUCCCGUGGCACAGUUUGGGCUCGGUGGGACCCCCGGAGCCGCCGUUUGGCCGUGAUGCUGUGGGUGGCAGCGCUGGUUUUGGCCACCCCAUCCGCGCUGGUCAGCGGGGUGGCAGCGGGCACAGCGUGCAUCCAGCGCAGUGUGGGCAUCCUGGCACCGGUUUAUCUGCUGCACCUCUCCCUGUGCCUCUGCCUGCUGCUGCUGAUGCCCACGGGGGUGCUGCUGGCCGCGGUGGUCGUGCCCGGUUCCAGGGCGAGCUGGGUGGGUGGAGCCGGGCUGGUGUGGCUCUUCUCGGGGCUCUGGGUGCCCUACGGAGCGGGGCUGGCGGGGCAGUUCCUGCUCCAGGCCGGGCUGCUGGAGCCAACCUGCGGCUCCUUCCAGCAUUUUGACCUGGCCCUGGGGCUGAGUGAGGCGCUGGGGGUGCUGCACUGCGGGAUCGGGCCGCUGCUGGUGCUGCUCGGCCGGGGAUGCCGCCGCGGGGAUGGGGGUGGCGGGGGAUGCUGAGAUCCGGGAG
Taeniopygia guttata (zebra finch) is the source of this 1388-nucleotide messenger RNA. It is a transcript of the gene ACKR1, whose product is annotated as atypical chemokine receptor 1 (Duffy blood group). Gene Ontology annotation, biological process: chemokine-mediated signaling pathway; inflammatory response. The record is from RefSeq and is a predicted model, not a curated record. Gene Ontology annotation, molecular function: chemokine binding. Gene Ontology annotation, cellular component: membrane. NCBI's taxonomy places the organism in Eukaryota, Metazoa, Chordata, Aves, Passeriformes, Estrildidae.